Molecule: messenger RNA, 906 nt
Organism: Metarhizium brunneum ARSEF 3297
Lineage: Eukaryota; Fungi; Ascomycota; Sordariomycetes; Hypocreales; Clavicipitaceae
Source: RefSeq, a predicted model, not a curated record
AUGCCGUGCUGCAUCGCCACGCUGCACUAUCUUGCAUGUCAGCACCACAAGCUUUACAAGCUUCGUUGCACGACUUAUAGAUGCGAUCUGCAGUCCAUCUGCCCCCGGAAGCUCCAGCAUGUUCUUGUGCAAGCCAAGUGUAGAUGGUCAUGCGAAGAAUGCCUCCGUCGUCGAUACAAGGCCGAAGACGAUGAGCGUUUCAACACGUGGGCCGCAAAGAUGAGGAGGCUGGCAGAUGACGGAAACUUGAGCGAGGAAACAUGGAACUUUCUUGUCCAGAACACUGAAGAAAGAAUUGAUUUUGUAGAAGCUAGGCUGCAAAAGGCGCGCAAGAGCCAGGUCCUUGAAAUUCAACGGGCUGAAAAAUGGCUGCGGGAUUAUGCAUCGACAACUCUCGAAUUACUAUACGGAGAGGAGGACUUUGAUGAUAGCGAUUCAUACGAUACAUAUGACGAAGACGAGUCCAUGUCGGGACUCCAAGAAGAGCAGCCUCAAGUCUCCCGCCUGGAUGAUUUUCCCAUGCAAGAUUCGGAACCCGAACAACAAACAGGGGGACAGGAACAGCAAGAAGAGCAGCACGACAGCGUCAUGGAAGAUCAAGCGGAAAUAUCCCCAGACCCAAACCACAACAAAUACAAAGCAGAGAAGCUGGCUAAACUCGACAACUUGCUCCUGGCUCAGAAGCACGACUUGAUCAUCGUCCGAGAUGCAUCUCGAACCGUCAAGGGCCAGCAGGCAGAUGCGGCUCCUGAGGAUCAGCCUCCCAGCUCGGCCGCUGCCUCCAGCCUUGGCACAAUGCCAGCCGGUCAAACACAAACGCUGGCCCCAAGGCGUAGUGAUUCACCAGCCGUCCCCGUUUUUCAAGGGGCAUAUUUGGAUGGGAUGCGUGCCCAAGGGAGAUUGUAG